GGCGGCUCUUGGGGCCGCGGCGGGAGGCGGGCGCUGAAGGCGGGCGCUGGGCCGCGCUCGCUGGGCCGCGCUCGCUGUUUGGGCACAGGGGGCGGGCCUGACCUUGCCCGCGGCCGCGGCGGGGUGAAUGUCGGUGCCGCGACGUUACCGGAGGCGCUUCCUGCUCGCGGGGCACGAGAAUCGGUGUGUAUUCUCCAAAGCCAUGGGUUUGUCUGCGUCCUCGCCGGCUGCCGUGGGUCAGUCGCCAAAUGCGUCCAAGCAGCAUCACACGGCGUCUCUGCCUUCAGAAUGUCCGAUGCACCAGGCGAAAAUGAGUGGUUGUCCAAUGCAUAAGAAGACUCGCGAUCACAGAACUGAGAAUGCAGAAGAUGUUCCUGCACAUCAAGAAAGAGCAUACGAAUAUGUAGCAUGUCCAGUGACAUCUGGUGCAUCUCAAAUGAAGGAUGACAUAGAUCCUAGCAAUAUGAUGCCGCCUCCUAACCAGCAGCCAUCCCCAGGUCAACCCUUUCCAUUGUCAACUGUCAGAGAAGAAUCUUCCAUUCCUAGAGCACAUUCUGACAAGAAGUGGGUCUACCCUUCAGAGCAGAUGUUCUGGAAUGCUAUGCUAAGAAAAGGGUGGAGGUGGAAAGAUGAUGACAUAACAAGUGAGGACAUGACCAACAUUAUUAAGAUUCACAACCAAAAUAACGAGCAAGCCUGGAAGGAGAUUCUGAAGUGGGAAGCUCUCCAUGCUGUGGAAUGUCCGUGUGGACCAUCACUGAUGCGGUUUGGAGGCAAAGCAAAGGAAUAUUCACCGAGAGCCAGAAUACGUUCAUGGAUGGGGUACGAACUUCCCUUUGACAGGCAUGACUGGAUUGUUGACCGAUGUGGAAAGGAAGUGCGAUACGUUAUCGAUUACUACGAUGGUGGAGCAGUAGACAAGAACUACCAGUUCACUAUCCUGGAUGUUCGCCCUGCCUUUGACUCCCUCUCAGCUGUAUGGGACAGAAUGAAGGUAGCUUGGUGGCGGUGGACUUCCUAACUACUCCUGUGGUGUGUAGCCAACAUGUGAACCACUCUCCUCCUAGAUUUAAGGAUGAGUGAAUACUAGGACUUGACACAGAAGUUCAAUGCAACUGUUGAUAUUUUCAUCAUCGCCACUGUUCUUUGGGUGGUGGGAAGGGAGGGUGGGGAAAUCCGUUGUUAAGUACACCAAUGCUUCAUGGUGGUUUGAAAGAACUAACAAAGUUAUAGUAGCAAAAACUUGUAUCUUAAUUUUCUUAAGAGCUAGGAGAGCUAUUCUUACUUUGUCCCAGCUCAGAAAGCUUGCCUUCAUUUCCUGACUCCAGUGCUGCACCACAUACAUUAGCUACCUGAGUCUGACUGGAGUUCUGAGUAUUAAACAGUGAAAACUGGAAAUUUAACAUAGUUCAGUAUUUGGAUACUUAGAUGAUGAAUAAAGUGACUGUUCCAAACUGCAUGUUUUAUUAACUAUAUAAAACCAUUUAUUUGUUUUCACGUUAGCACUUUACCAAUUCAAAUAUGUGCUUCCUCAGAAAACUUUAGUCCAGUUUAUUCUGUUAGAAGUAUAGUAUGAGUAUUUUUGAAGGUAUGCUAAACUGAAAAGGAGGAUAUACUCAUGCCUUAAUCUGCAAUCUGUCUUUGAAAAAGAGAACAUCUGUUAGAAGCAGAAAGUGUCAGUUACUCUAAAAGGAGAUAAAAUUAGUAUUUAAUGGCUAUUUAUUUUGAGCAUUUAAAAGGUUUGGUUUCUGAUGUAAGAAAACAGUAUUCUUUGUAUUUUCAUGUCUUUAAUGUGUGUCUCCUGUAAUGCAUUCGGGGCAGAAUUAAGCCUUAUUUAAAGAAACUGUCAUGUUGUGCACCUGUAUUUUGCAUCUUGCCUUCAUCAACUGAACCAUAGCGUGGGGUUUUUAUAUACUACAGAAUUGCACAAAGGUGUAUGACUACACAGUCCUACAUAUUUCUGCAGAGCGGUUAUAGGGAGGGCUUUUACAGAUGUGUGUAUAACUUGGCUAAAAGGGUAUCAAAAGUGCCAAGGCAUAAGGUUGAUUUGAGUGUUUCCUAAGAGUGAUGCAUGUUAAUGCUGUGUGGUUUGAAGAUUUCAUUAAUGUUCAUGCUUAAUAAGGGAAACUUAACUUUCUUUGAAGUCUUCCACUGAAAUAGCUUUAAAUUUCAGGUGCCACAUGUCCCUAAAUUUAAAUGAUUCCUUCCUUUCAGCAUAUAGUACUUCUGAGAAUGAGUCUUCCAUACAAAACACUUGGGAAUGGAAGAUGAGAGUUGCACAUUGUAGCUUCUCAAGUGGGAGAAGCUACAUGAAACUUCCCAACCUUAACAGGGAACCAGCUGUACAUUCGUAUUUGGAAAGUGGCUAUUUUUAACUGAGGGGAAAGCUCCUCAAUGUUCCAGUCAAGUAACUUGCCAAAUUGUUCAGGAAAGCUUCUAUACUUUAAGGGUAUUGGUUGAGAUGAAUGGUUCCCACUUCAGAAGCAACUGUCCUGCAUGGUAAGAAUAAAUACUACCCAGAAAUCCAGAAUCCUAAGAGAAAACCACACUUUUACCCCUGUCCACUCCUUAAUUGCUUUUGAGUGAUUCAUACAUACAUAUAUAUAAAUGAAAAAUAGUUUUGGGGAAAUAAAAAUCUUCAUCUGAGUAAGCAAUGUAUCUAUGAGCUUUGAGAAUUGUGUGAGCUUGUCUGAGGCAUAUCUGAUAAAGAGCUGCUUCUCUCUCUCGUACAGUGAAGACUGAGGCUCAUUCUUUUUGAGGUGGGUUGUUUUGGUUAAUUGGUUUAUACCUCAGUAACUUGGCACACACAGAACUGUGUAUUUCUCGCAACUACAGAUGGAAAGAGCACACCAGUGGAGGGAGUGCUUCAGGAGCUUCCAGAGAAUGAGUUUGUGUUGUUGAUUUGGGAAGCGUGAUGUUGAAAUUGUGAUAGCUGCUCAAUCUGGUGAAAGGUGGCUCUCAUGCCACGUGCAUGGAUUGAAAACGGCUCUUUUCUGUGCUGCUCUUAAUGAAAUGUACUACUUUGAGUCUCCUUUUUGUUUGAUGACAAAUAAAUAUACUUUUCUUAACCGUG
Molecule: messenger RNA, 3073 nt
Organism: Strigops habroptila (Kakapo)
Lineage: Eukaryota; Metazoa; Chordata; Aves; Psittaciformes; Psittacidae
Product: cytochrome c-type heme lyase
Exons: 7
Coding region: 128-1021 (297 amino acids)
Biological process (GO): cytochrome c-heme linkage
Cellular component (GO): mitochondrion
Molecular function (GO): holocytochrome-c synthase activity
Source: RefSeq, a predicted model, not a curated record